AUGUUACCUUUCCGACCAAUUCUUUCUGAAGAGGAAUCACGAGAGUUAGAAACAGUUGACGUAUAUGUGUCAGAUGUAGAACCACAAGAGGCUGGAAAAAAGUAUUGUCCAUCACACAAAGACCUCGAACAUGUGAAAAAGAUAAGAAGAAUUAACCAUGAAAACGGUGACUUGUCAACUUUUGUUGCAUCGUUUACCCAAAUCUAUAAUGUCUCUUAUCAAUCAUUUUCCCGUAUUACCGCAGGCUACACAUUGACGGCACUUCUCUGUCAAACUAACUCAAUUUCCGAAUCAGAUCUGAUAAAAUUGAUCACGGAAAACGGGUUGGAUAGCGUCAUAUUUCCUCGCGUCCAAUCCGUCUCAAAGCACAGAGCUUAUACGAGAGAACAGUUUGAUGCAUGGCGAGUGCUCUGGCCGCUUAAUUACCGAGAAGAUCCCAGACG
Paraglomus occultum is the source of this 443-nucleotide messenger RNA. The record is from the annotation of a GenBank genome assembly. NCBI's taxonomy places the organism in Eukaryota, Fungi, Glomeromycota, Glomeromycetes, Paraglomerales, Paraglomeraceae.